CAGCUUUAAAACAGCAUGCUACAAACAGCAUGUUUUUUACUGAAUUAGAUCAAAAAACUAUUUAUCUAUUAUAACAAAAACAUGUGUCAGAUGAUACCAAAGAUGAAUAGAAUAUUGAUUAUGAUUCCUUCUCGAAUUAGCAGUUACCAUCGAAGGAUUUUUAUACGUCAAACUUGGGCAGAUUUAAGAAAGCGCGACCUCAAAUUGAAUUACACGAUCAUAUUCUUCGUUGGCAAACCGGAAGGAGCCAAUCAACGGGCAUCAUUAGAAGCGGAAAAGUCUCUUUUCGGAGAUCUAGCAAUUCUAACGUUAGCCGAUGUUUAUUAUGACCUUACGAGUAAAAUGAUGGCCCUGUUCUCAUGGGCCGAGCACUUCUGUCGCGAUGCUUUUUUCGUAUACAAAGUCGACGACGACGUUUACUUGCAUUUGGAAAAUAUGGAAAAGCGAAUACAGUUCAUAAUCAAAAAGCAGUCUUUCAGUAGAUCCUUAUAUGGAGGAAGAUGUCACAAAUAUCCUUUAAUUGAACGAGAAAAGAAGAGCAAAUUCUAUGUCUCAUACGAGGAAAACAACUCAACUUUCUUCCCUCCUUAUUGUGAAGGUCCCUUCUACUUCAUGUCGGCUCAUUUAGCUUUCGACUUAGCCAGGCAUUGUUGGGAUCUCCCGUACAACAAAUUCGAAGAUGUUUUUGUGGGUGCAUGCAUUAAGUUUGUUCACCCGGAAACAAAGUUUUUGAACAUUUCUCGCAAAUUCAUGCGUUUCGAAUUUAAACAGGAAAACAAAGCAAAACAUCAACGGCCAUAUAAAAUAGACAAGAUUCAACCAGGAUUCGGUAAAUUAUCAGUGGCACUGCAUUCUAUGAAUACAAACCAAAUGUUGAGACUUCAUCAAAAGUUAACCAGCAACAAAAUAUCAGGGACAGAAAAUACCAUCAAGUUUUACUUACAGGAACUGAGCAAGAAAGCUUUUGUGUUCAAAAACAAUACCUGA
This is a messenger RNA of Symsagittifera roscoffensis, 987 nucleotides long. RefSeq names its product beta-1,3-galactosyltransferase 5-like. The transcript has 4 exons. Gene Ontology annotation, molecular function: hexosyltransferase activity. NCBI's taxonomy places the organism in Eukaryota, Metazoa, Xenacoelomorpha, Acoela, Convolutidae. Bases 82 to 987 code for a protein of 301 amino acids. Gene Ontology annotation, cellular component: Golgi membrane. The record is from RefSeq and is a predicted model, not a curated record.